GAGUGGUGUACGAGGGGGAACAUGAGGUGGGUGAGUAGAUUUCACCCACAACCUCUACAAUUUUACAUUGUUGUUGUGGGAACACAGUUUCACACUCACACACACACAAAUACAUGCAAAUGUAGUCAACUUAAGGUAAACACAUUCUCCCAGACGUGAGGGAGAGAGACAGAGAGGGAGGGAGGAAGGGAGAGAAACUGAUGACAGCCAGCAGCCCCCAGCCUCCUCUCUGCUGUUGCUACAGUUGGGUGAAAGGCACUACAAGCAGAGCUGCUCGUCGUGAGACUGGAAGGAGGGAGAGUGCCGUGAGCCGUGCAUGCAUUGCAGAGCAAAGCCAGUUAGUCUGCUGGUAUGAGUCCAGCUUGAGCAACUCACUCCAGCCCUCUGCACAUCUCAGUCGCUGGGAGCUGCCACAGAAGCAGGUGUGCCUGUUUCCUCUGAAGCAGCGCGUGCAGCAGAGCAUGUUGUGACAGCCAUGUCCCUGGAGAUGGAGAAGACCAUCACCAAGCUGAUGUAUGACUUCCAGAGGAACUCCACUUCUGAUGAUGACUCUGGAUGUGCUCUGGAGGAAUAUGCCUGGGUUCCCCCUGGCCUCAGUCCAGAGCAGGUGCAUCAGUAUUACAACUCCUUACCUGAAGAGAAGGUCCCAUACAUGAACAGCCCUGGUGAGAAAUAUCGCAUCAAACAACUGCUUCAUCAACUGCCACCACAUGACAAUGAGGUGCGUUAUUGUAACUCCUUGGGUGAAGAGGAGAAAAGAGAGCUGAAGCUGUUCAGUAAUCAACGCAAAAAGGACAACUUGGGCAGAGGCAACGUGCGUCCUUUCCCACUAACCAUCAACGGGGCCAUCUGUGAUAAGUGUGGUGGUCAGAUCAACGGAGGGGAUAUUGUGGUGUUUGCAGCUAGGGCGGUUCAUGGAAAAUGGUGGCACCCAAAUUGCUUUGUGUGCUGCAUCUGCGAGGAAAUGUUGGUGGAUCUGAUCUACUUCUACCAGGAUGGCAAGCUCUACUGUGGCCGGCACCAUGCUGAGAGACUGAAACCCCGCUGUUGUGCAUGUGAUGAGAUCAUCUUUGCUGAUGAGUGCACCGAGGCAGAGGGCAGACACUGGCACAUGAAGCACUUCUGUUGCUACGAGUGCGAGACUGCCCUUGGUGGCCAGCGCUACAUCAUGAAGGAUGGACGUCCACACUGCUGCAACUGCUUUGAGUCCCUUUAUGCAGAAUACUGUGAUGCAUGUGGAGAACAUAUAGGCAUUGACCAAGGCCAGAUGACAUAUGAUGGACAGCACUGGCACGCAACUGAAGAAUGUUUUUGUUGUGCCCAUUGUAAACGCUCCUUGCUCGGUCGUCCCUUCCUCCCAAAGCAGGGACAGAUCUUCUGCUCACGGUCCUGCAGCACUGGACAGGAUCCAGAUGAGUCAGAUUCCUCAGACUCGGCUUUUCAGAGCGCUCGUUCCCGUGAGUCCCGCCACAGCACCAAGAUUGGUAAAAAGGAGCGCAGGAAGGCCGAGCAGGAACGAAAGACCGCAGAGGUCCGCCAGUCUGCUCCUCCCCCCAUGGCUGACCGUCUGUCGGCUGAAAUUGAUCCCCUGUCUGUUCAGAUGGAUCGUUUAAGCAUAUCAGCCAGCCAGACCCCAAGCAGGACACCUAACCGCACUCCCAGUCGCACUCCCAGCCGCACUCCAAGUCGUGCACCGAGUCUUAACCAGGUGUGGAUGAGUCGAGAUGACCCUUACGUCCCUGCUGCGUUUGAGGGCCCCCAGCGGGAAUCUUCUCCCACCCCUCCAUCUAUUCAUCUUUUGGGUCAGUGUAAUGCCAGGCAGGGCUACAAUGCCAAUGGAAAUGUUCAUCCUCCAGCCCAGCCUUCUGUCAACCCAGGAAAGAGGCCUGAUUCCUGGGGGAAAGAACAAGGUAAUGCUAAAAGGACCCCUAUGGCUGCCCUGAGAGGUCACUCCUUCAAUGAAAACUGGAUCCACCAUAGCCAGGAUGAGUUCAGGCCCAACAAAUUACGUACCCAGAUGAGCUUCAAUGAGAUGUCAAGUCAGAACCAAGGAUUCUCUGACAAGAGGAGCAUAAGCCUGCAUGGAUUUCAGAGAGACAGGAGGCCUCCACUCACCAGGAGGAACCCCAUCAAUGCCAUGAGUUUCAACGAACCACUGACUCCGCUAGAGCAGACGCCUCGUGGAUCCAUGGACUCCCUCACGGUGUCAAAUGCUAUGGGCAAUUCUUUGGAUGGUGUGAGCAAGCGUCAGGAGCAUUUGUCCAGGUUCUCCAUGCCGGACCUGAGCAAGGAUUCAGGUGUAAAUGUGUCUGAAAAGAGCAACAUGGGGACACUUAGCUCUUCAGUCCAGUUCCAUAGCACAGAAUCUCUGUCCUCUUCUCGUCCCUUUAACAACAACAUGUACACCCCACACAGAGUGGGAUACCCACUGCAGUACUGGGAUGGCCCGCAGCCACUGGGUUUAGAUGGCAAAAUUCAUGCUGGUGUGAUGGGCAGCAGUGGGAACUUGCGGAUGGCUCCCAUGAGUGAUAGAAUGCCCCGUCGACUCAUAAAUGGGCAGGAAGUUGUUUCCCAGAAACAACAGCUUCAACCGAGACGUCGUAAACACCAUCGUGGAAAUGGACAACACUGCAGUACCCGCCACCACAAACGCUCCCGUCGCUCUCGCUCCGAUAAUGCCCUGCACCUGGUGGCUGACCGCCCGACUCAAAUGGUGGAACUGCCGUACCAUCGUGUCCAGGAGGAUUACGAUCGCUUCCCCUCUGGUCAUGCUGCGAGGGAGUUGUUUGGUCAGGAUCCAGGCGGAUACCGACAGCAGCCCCACCGGCCGUGUCCUCGCACCACAUCUGAUCUUACCCUGCAAAAUGCUGGUUGGCAGCCUGUUGGGAUGGGUGGGCCGUGCUGGGGUGAUGGGUACGUGGAAGCGGCUGACCCGUGGUGCUCCAGCUGUUCCUCGUCUUCUGAAUCGGAGGAAAAUGAGGGCUACUUUAUGAGUGAACACAUCCCUCGGCCUGUGCAGUUGUGCUACAUCAACAAUGAAGAGCUACGCCAUCGUUACAGUCCCUCGGGCAUGGCUGGACAUCACGGACCUCUGCACGGACCCAUUCAUGGCCAGCUGCACGCCCGCCAGAGGAGGAAGAGCAAGAACUGCAUCAUUUCAUAAAUACAGAAAUUAUUAAUGGUUAGGGAUGGAUAGGAGAGUCAAGGAGAGCCAGGUAAGGAGACAACAUAAGCAUAAGAGAGAAGCAAAGAGAGUGGGAAGGUGAGUGUGAUAGUGACAGAUAAUAGUGUGUGUGUGUGUGUGUAGGGGUGGACGUAAAGAGACAUUAGGCCUAUUUUUCAUGCUGUGAGGUUACACAACUCGGGUAGUGUUUGUGUACACCUACACAAAAUGAUCUAACUACAAGAGGAAGAAGCUCGUUUGUCUUACACAACAGAAAACAAAAGCAGUGUUUACAAGGAUGGAUACCAACUUGCUGAUGGUAUCGAGAAAAAGCACUGCUGAAAUUGACUACUAAAUAUUCAUGUGGUCAAGGUAAAUAAAAAGAUUUUUGUGCGUAUCUGUGCUUGUGUUCAUGUUCCAGAGAGAUUGAACAAUUCCUUUAGAGUCAAAAAGGAGCUGCAGUGAUGUCAGCAGUGACGUCAGUCCAAGACAUCAAACGUAUCAGUGUGGACAAUCAGGAAGUUGUGUCGGGAUAGUGAAAGCUACGUGCUAGAUUCCAAGCUGUGUCUUUGUUUUACCUCAGUGGAAUCUAAAUGCUGCUGGAAUGUAGUGUUGGCUCGCUAGCCCUGUUAGCACCUUGUACAAAUAAUCUGUUGAAUCUUGUGCUUUACAUAGCCAACUCUCCAUGCUUUACCAAGGACAGAGCUGGAGCCUCUGCUCCUUGACCAUUCAGACACAGUAACGUCAGGUAUGGUCCUGUUUUCUCUUCUGCAACAUGCUAUGUUUUUUGAGAGUAUCUUAAUAGAUGAUUACGAUUAUAAUCCUAUCAAUAGAGAAUUAAUAACAUAUAAUGCAAAUAAUAAUCAUAGUGAAAUUAAAGAUAUUACCUAUUAAAUGUAUAUACAGUGCCUGACAAAAGUCUAGUCGCUUAUCCAAGUUGUAGGAACAGUAAAUAAUAAAUUGACUUUCAGUUGCUCAUUUGGAUUCAGAAACAACUUGUAUGAAAGGCAAAAGCCUCUGGAUAAUGCUUAUUAUAGCAAAAGAAAAUUUUGUAUCAUUCAUUGAAUUUUAUCAUUGAAUUAGGAAAGAAAGUUCAGAUUGCUCUUGGACAAAAGUCUUGUUGCAUACCAAAAUAAUGUACGGUAAAAAUUAAAUUUUCCUUUGAACACAUAAAAACGGGCUACAAAAACAUCAGAACAUAAAUUCAGUGUGCCUUGGUAAGAAGAAUUAAUAUUGUGUAUGACUCCCAUGAACUUGGAGGACUCCAUCCAUACAUCCCAGCAAUAACUAACUAAACUAAUAAAUACUAACUAAUAAAUAACUUGGCAAAAUCAUCUGGAAUGGCAAAAAAAAGCAGUCUUGCAUGACGCCCAGACUUCAUCAAGAUUCUUUGGUUUCAUCUUCCAAGCCUCCUCCCUCAUCUAACCCCAAACAUGCUCGAUACUGUUCAUGUCUGGUGACUGGUGACUGUGACUGGGCCGGCCAAUCCUAGAGCCUCUUGACCUUCUUCACUAUUAGGAACUUUGAUGUGGAACUGGAGAAUGCUAAAGAAUUUGCCAUGCCUUGUGGUUUGGAAGGUAAUGGACAGCAUAUAUUUCCUCAGACUGUUGGUGUUACGAUCCACUCUGCAGAUCUCUUGCGCACCCCCAUAUUAGAUGUAAGCCCAAGCCAUGAUAUUCCUUCACCAAACUUCAGUUUCCUGGGUAAAUCUUGGGUUCAUGUGGGUUCCAACAGGUCUUUUGCAGUAUAUGCGGCGACUGGGUCUUAAGCCUCCAAAUCAAAGUUCCUGAUAGUGAAGAAGGUGAAGAUGCUGCAGGAUUGGCCAACCAAGUCACCAGACAUGAACAUUAUUGAGCAUGUUUAGGGUUAAAUGAAGAAGGAGGCUUGGAAAAUGAAACCAAAGAAUCUUGAUGAAGUCUGGGAGUCCUGCUAGACUGCUUUUGCAGACGCAUUGAUGGAGUCCUCCAAGCUCAUCGGAGUCAUACAAAAUAUGAAUUCCUUCUACCAAGGCACUCGGACUUUAGGUUCUGAUGUUUUUGUGUUUUGAAAGGAAAAUAUAACUUUUACCGUACAUUAGUUUGGUGUCCGUCAAGACUUUUGUCCAAGUGCAAUCUGACCUUUCUGUCUUAAUUAAAUGCUAAAACUUAAUAAAUGAUACAAGACUUUAUUUUGCUAUAACAAGCAUAAGCAAGAGGCUUUUGCCUUUCAUAUGUUAUUUCUGAAUCCAAAUGAGCAGCUACAAGUGAAGCUAAUAUUUAUUGUUGCUACAACUUGGAUAAGCGACUAGACUUAUGUCAGGCACUGUAUAGUAAUACAUAUAUUAAAGCAAUGGAUUUAGUAGUAUGUAAAUGUCAUGUACAUAUGGUCUUAAAUAUCUAUAUAUUUUGUAACUGAAGAAUCAUUAUUUGUAUAAGAUCAUGUAGAGAUAGGGAUUCUUGCAUGUCAUUUGUUGUUGUUGCAUACUUAAAAAAUAAAGUGUACUUCUAUGAACAACCA
This is a messenger RNA of Dunckerocampus dactyliophorus (ringed pipefish), 5659 nucleotides long. Its product is annotated as prickle-like protein 2. NCBI's taxonomy places the organism in Eukaryota, Metazoa, Chordata, Actinopteri, Syngnathiformes, Syngnathidae. The record is from RefSeq and is a predicted model, not a curated record. Gene Ontology annotation, molecular function: zinc ion binding. The transcript is spliced from 9 exons. The coding region runs from base 476 to 3163 and encodes 895 amino acids.